Messenger RNA from Planococcus citri (citrus mealybug), 2210 nucleotides. It is a transcript of the gene flr, whose product is annotated as actin-interacting protein 1 flr. The coding region runs from base 144 to 1949 and encodes 601 amino acids. NCBI's taxonomy places the organism in Eukaryota, Metazoa, Arthropoda, Insecta, Hemiptera, Pseudococcidae. The record is from RefSeq and is a predicted model, not a curated record. Gene Ontology annotation, biological process: sarcomere organization; actin filament depolymerization; locomotion. Gene Ontology annotation, cellular component: cortical actin cytoskeleton. Gene Ontology annotation, molecular function: actin filament binding. The transcript has 13 exons.
AUAUCAAUUUUCACGAAUUUUAAAAUCAUCUUUCGCAUAAAUGUAUCCAAAUAUGGUUCAGUUCUAGUAGUAAAGUUUAAUUAACGAUUAUUACAUUAUUCUGAUAGUCUUUCACUCGUAAUCGUAUUAGUCAUCCGAUCACCAUGGCAUUCUCCAACAAGUACAUUUACGCCUCUUUACCCAGAACUCAGCGAGGACAACCUAUUGUCCUAGGAGGUGACCCGAAAGGAAAAACUUUCUUAUAUACGAACAACAACAGCGUUAUUAUUAGAAAUAUCGACAAUCCUGCCAUUUCCGAUGUCUACACCGAACACUCGUGCGCCGUUAAUGUGGCCAAAUAUUCACCGAGUGGAUUUUAUAUCGCUUCUGCCGAUCAAAGCGGUAAAGUACGAAUAUGGGAUACAGUCAAUAAAGAACAUAUUCUUAAGAAUGAAUUUCAACCCAUAACCGGUCCUAUUAAAGAUUUAUCAUGGUCUCCUGAUAAUCAACGUAUGGUUGUAGUCGGAGAAGGACGAGAAAAGUUUGGCCACGUAUUCAUGGCUGAAACCGGUACUUCAGUUGGUGAGAUCUCCGGACAAUCUAAAUGUAUUAAUACUUGCGAUUUUCGACCUUCUCGACCCUUCCGAAUUGUUACUGGUAGCGAAGAUAAUACCGUAGCUGUCUUCGAAGGACCUCCGUUCAAAUUCAAGAUGACUAAACAGGAACAUUCGAGAUUCGUUCAAGCUGUGAAAUACUCGCCUAACGGUGCUCUAUUCGCGUCGGCCGGUUUUGAUGGCAAAGUCUUCCUGUACGAUGGUACUUCUUCCGAAUUAGUUGCCGAAGUUGGAUCUCCAGCUCAUAAUGGAGGUGUCUACGGAGUUGCCUGGAAACCAGAUGGUACUCAGUUGUUGACUGCUUCCGGAGAUAAAACGUGUCGAUUAUGGGACGUCGAGACGAAAACUUUGAUUUCUGAGUUCCCCAUGGGUAACCAGAUAGAAGAUCAACAGGUAUCGUGCUUGUGGCAAGGUAACUACCUGUUGUCAGUUGCUCUCAGCGGAUGUAUUUCGUAUCUCGAUGUUAAUAAUCCGGAUAAACCCAUCAGAGUGAUCAAAGGACAUAAUAAACCGAUAACUGUGCUUGCCUUGAGUCCUAAUCGUAAAACUAUCUUUACCGGAUCGCACGACGGUAUUGUCACUACGUGGAAUAGCGAUACUGGUGAAAACGACCGUAUCGAUGGUACUGGCCACGGUAAUCAAAUCAACGGUAUGAAAUCUACCGAAGAAUUCGUCUAUACUUGCGGUAUCGACGAUAAACUCAAAGAAAUCAAUGUUCUCAACAACGUGUACACACCGUUCGAAAAUAAACUCGGAUCCCAACCCAGAGGCAUGGAUAUCGCGGAAAAUACAAUAAUUACUACGACUAUCAAAGAAGUUAUUGUGUUCGAAAAUAAAAGCAAAGCUUUCAGUCUUCCGGUAAAUUAUGAACCCGCUUGUGUUAGUAUUAGUCCAGAUAAAACUUUCGUCGCCGUUGGAGGUUCCACUGACAACACCGUUCACGUUUAUAACUUAUCAGGAUCCAGUUUGAGUCCCAAAACCGAGCUUAAGCAUUUAGGAGCUAUUACUGAUUGCGCUUUCUCACCCAACGGACAAUACUUCGUGGCUUGCGAUACAUAUAGGAAAGUUAUUCUGUACAAAGUGCCCGAAUUCGAGCUGGCCCAUAAAAAAGAAUGGGGCUUCCAUAACGCCAGAGUAAACUGUAUCGCUUGGUCUCCCAAUUCACUUCUAGUUGCUAGUGGAAGUCUCGAUACCGCUAUUAUCAUCUGGAGUGUAACCGAUCCUGCCAAACAUACGAUUAUCAAAAAUGCUCAUUCUCAAAGUCAAAUCACGAAACUAGCUUGGUUAGACGAUACGACCUUAGUAUCAGUGGGUCAAGACUCGAACACCAAGAUCUGGGAUAUUACUCCGAUCUAAAUAGGCUAAACGUGCCUAAUCUGUGAUUGGUAUAUUUUGCUUUUAUAAGAAUUUUCUAAAACACAAAAAAGACCACGACUUGUUGGAAUUAUACCUCUUUUGCAUUUAUUUUUAUCGUGUGGUUCCUUAUUUCGAUAUAUCUACAUAAGUACGUUGAGUAUUUGAAAACAAUUUUCAAAAAAUUAAAAAUAAACGAGUCAGGUAUUUAAAUAAUCAAAAAUAACAUUGUUUUAAUAAUGCAAUAUAUUUUAUUUAUUUUUG